Miniopterus natalensis is the source of this 755-nucleotide messenger RNA. It is a transcript of the gene CLEC7A, whose product is annotated as C-type lectin domain containing 7A. NCBI's taxonomy places the organism in Eukaryota, Metazoa, Chordata, Mammalia, Chiroptera, Miniopteridae. Gene Ontology annotation, molecular function: pattern recognition receptor activity; (1->3)-beta-D-glucan binding. Gene Ontology annotation, biological process: innate immune response; phagocytosis, recognition; regulation of canonical NF-kappaB signal transduction. The record is from RefSeq and is a predicted model, not a curated record. Gene Ontology annotation, cellular component: cell surface.
AUGGAGUACAGUUCUGAGCUAGCAAAUGUGGAUGAAGAUGGAUAUACUCAACUACAGUUCAGCUCUCGGGGCAUCACCAGGAGACCUGUGUCCUCAGAGAAAGGAUCUUUUGCUGCAUCUCUUCCUUGGCGUUCCAUUGCUAUAGGUUUGGGAAUCCUAUGCUUGGUAACACUGGUGAUAGCUGUGGUCCUGGGUACAAUGGGUCUUUGGAGAUCCAAUUCAGGAAGCAACCCAUUGAAGAAUGACAAUGUUCCAUCAAGAAAUAAAGAGAAUCACAGUCAACCCACACAAUCAUCUUUACAAGAGAGUGUGACUUCUCCCAAGACUCUCACAACCACAGGAGUGUUUUCCAGCUCUUGUCCCCCUAACUGGAUUACACAUGAGAAUAGCUGUUAUCUAUUUGUCACAAAAGUGGAUUCUUGGAAUAGAAGUAAAACACAAUGCUCUCAACUGGGCUCUAAUCUCCUGAAAAUAGAUAGUUCAAAAGAAUUGGAAUUUAUACAAAAGCAAAUGUCUUCCCAACCUGAUAAUUCAUUUUGGAUAGGGCUCUCCCGCCUUCAGACUGCAGGACCAUGGCUCUGGGAGGAUGGCUCUGAGUUCUCUUCUAACUUGUUUCAAAUCAGAAGCACAGUUACCCAGGAAACCUCAUCUCACAAUUGUGUAUGGAUCCACAUGUCAGUAAUUUAUGACCAGCUUUGCAGUGUGCCCGCAUACAGUAUAUGUGAGAAGAAGCUGUUGGUAUAAUGAUGGGGGUG